AUGUGCGACAAUUGCCGCGCGAGGGGCCUACAAUGUGUAUUUGAACUCGCGGGAGACAUACGACCCUCGCUCGCCGAAAAAAUUGCUAUCAAUCGUCGAAAUGCGCUCCUUGGCGCCUCGCAUCCAGCCGUCAGAAUGGCCAGGGAAAUGGCGCUGGCGCCCAGAGGAGCAAACACUUGGCGCCACUUGCAGCAGCACCACAUGGCAUUCAGGGGGUCAAGAGAUGGGGUGACGGACGUUCCUCGCUCAUCCUGCCAAAACGCGCCGUCCACGGUCAUGUUCGACCCCGUCAGACCAGCUAUACAAGAUCGAGGUGAGGUUAAGAAGGACGUUGAUGCCGGUGUCUUGGAUGGUGCUUCUUCUGGUCAUACUGGCAGAGGUAACGAAGGCAAUACCAAGGGUCAGUGUCUGAUGAGGUGGUGCAGCAAGAUGCAACAUGCCGAGGCAAGCAGCUCCGGGGAAGGCUCGGUCAGCGCCUUGUGCACUCAGCUUUGUUCGUGUGAAAUACUGAGUCGAUCUGAGCCAGACAUUGACUGUUAUAAGGCAGUUUAG
This is a messenger RNA of Purpureocillium lilacinum, 552 nucleotides long. Lineage: Eukaryota; Fungi; Ascomycota; Sordariomycetes; Hypocreales; Ophiocordycipitaceae. The record is from RefSeq and is a predicted model, not a curated record.